AUGGAUCUGCCGUCUUCUCUUAGUCUUCUGGAGGCCUUCUCCAAUGCCGAGGAUGUAGAUCGGUUGGACAGGGGUGGGGAUGGUCUAGAUCCCUUUGCGCAGUUCAUCGCGUCAGGGAGUAAGCAGAUAUCUGGUCAACCACACAUGACCUUGACGCACAAUGUGCCCCAGACAUAUCCCUUAGACAGUUAUCUUACGACGAUAAAUGAGUUGCUCUCGCCGCAGACCCCGGAUCUUAUUCCAGGGGAGCACAAUCAGCCAUUCGAACUGCAGCGAACUUUCGAAGCUCGGCUUCCGAAUCUCUCUGGAGAAAGUAAAGAAUAUCUACAGUUGAAAGGAGCUCUCAGAAUAGUUCCUAUCGACCUUCGGAAUGAGUUGCUCGCGGCUUAUAUCAAAUAUGUUCACCCUCUCUUGCCUGUCAUUGAUUUGCAAUGGUUUUUAUUAAAUGUCAUGGUCGAGGAUGAAAUCCGAUUUCCGAGCCCGCUUCUUCAUCAAGCUGUCAUGUUGGCUGGCAGUGCAUUUAUUGAGCAGGAAACUGCUCUCAAAGCUGGGUUCUCAUCACGGAAAGCAUUGCGAAGAACAUUAUUUGGGCGCGCCAAGCUUCUUUAUGAAUUCGAGACCGAACCCGACGCAUAUACCCAGAUCCAAGCAUUAUUGCUCAUGAUGCAAUGGCAUGGAGGUGGACUCGGCCACAAAGACCCAACAUACUGGUUCGAUCUCGCCUAUUCGACAGCAGAGCGCGUCGGUCUCCUUGCAAGUUUAGAAACAGGUAGUUUUUCUCACAAGCACAGGCUGUGGUGGUGUCUCUAUGUGCGCGACCGCAUCCUCUCCCUCGGCUUCCGUCGACCACUACGAAUCCCAAACAGCGAUGUCACAAUGUCACUACUGGAAUCUACGAGAUACUAUUCCUCCGAGCCAUACCAUGAGCUCGUGCUGGUUCUGCUGGGAGAAGCAUCCGCCAUGCUCAACUGGGAAAAUCAAGAGCGAAUGAUGCUUCUGUUCAUUCAGGAGAUUAAGCUUGCUCAUUGUGUGGGCGUCAUCAUCAAUCUGCUUUACGAAGAUGCUUGGUCGCCGUCGCCAUCAGGAGAAUGUGAAUACUCCAUGGUACCCAAGUCAGAUCUAUCUCAGGUUGCCAUAACUGGAUGCGAACAGCUUCUGAAGACCUGGAUUCAGGAUCUUCCUGCCCCGGCACAUUAUUUCCCCCAUCACUCUUACACGAUUGCCAUUCGGAGUCUCCGGAGAUUGUCCUCAUUGUUCACCAGGCUUUCUUGUAUCUCCUCCAUCUCACUGCGAUGUCCAUAA
Penicillium samsonianum is the source of this 1302-nucleotide messenger RNA. Its product is annotated as fungal specific transcription factor domain-containing protein. The transcript is spliced from 3 exons. Gene Ontology annotation, molecular function: DNA binding; zinc ion binding. The coding region runs from base 1 to 1302 and encodes 433 amino acids. The record is from RefSeq and is a predicted model, not a curated record. Gene Ontology annotation, biological process: DNA-templated transcription. NCBI's taxonomy places the organism in Eukaryota, Fungi, Ascomycota, Eurotiomycetes, Eurotiales, Aspergillaceae.